UAAGAUUUAUUUUAAUAUAAUGAAUAUAGUGUACAAAAAACUUUUCAAAAAUUUAUGAAAAUAUUUAAGCCCGCAUCGCGGACAAAACACCUAGAUAAACAAAAUAUAGAAGAAUUAUCUUUUUAAAAACUAAUAAUAAUAUUAUUAAUAGAAAUUCGUUUUUGAUUAUAUAGUUAAUUAUAUAUAAAUUCAUUAAGGAUAGUAUAGAGAUUAACCGCUCUAACAUUUAAUGUGAAAGUUCUAUAUAUAAAAAUUCAUUAAGGGUUUUAAAUUUUAUAAUUAAAUAUAUGUUUUAAGAUAACAACAAAAUAUAUAAAAAUUAUCUUUUUAAAAAUUAAUAAUAAUAUUAUUAAUAGAAAUUUGUUUUUGAUUAUAUAGUUAAUUAUAUAUAAAUUCAUUAAGGGUAGUAUAGAUAUUAACCGCUCUAACAUUUAAUGUGAGAGUUCUAAAUCUAAAAUUUAUUUCGCAAAUAAUAGUAUAGAUUUCAUUGUAAACUCUUUUACUGCCGAUAUACAAUUAUACAUGUCCUACUCCUAGCCAGGUUAUGAUUUUAUAAUUAUUCACAUCGAGGUGGUCUAUGUGUCACUUACAUCGUACUACCCCAUCUCUUUUCUUUAUAAGUCCCCUCCACUCUUUAUCUCUGUGUCCAUCAUCAUACUUUCUAGAGACUUCUUCUUCUUCUUCCUCUCUUUCCUUGAUUUUUGAUGGCACUGUCUCUUCUCUCAUACGACGUUACUGACCUCUGUCUCGGCAAGCCUCCUCUCCGUUGUCUCUCCGCCUCUUCCUCCUCCGUAUCCGACGCCAUCGCUGCCCUCAAAUCCUCUGACGAUCCUUUCCUCUCCGUCUGGAACUGCAAUCACGACCAUGAUGAUGUGGCAGAGUGCGAGUGUCUGGGAAAGAUAUCAAUGGCUGACGUCAUCUGCCACUUGUCCAAAGACGAAGUCCACACACUCUCUGCGUUGAACUCGCCUGUCUCUGUUCUUCUCCCGCCAACUCGCUCCCUCGUCCUCCAUGUUCAACCCUCCUGCAGCUUAGUUGAAGCCAUUGAUCUGAUAAUCCAAGGAGCACAUAAUCUGAUUGUCCCGAUCCAGACAAAGACCGCCACCAAGAAGAGACAGCAAAACGACAACGUUUCACACACCACCACCACCACCCACUCGAACGGACAAAGAUUCUGCUGGAUCACACAAGAAGAUAUCGUACGCUUCCUCCUCGGGUGCAUCGCCGCGUUCUCUCCUCUGCCUUCGAUGUCAAUCUCCGAUCUCGGUAUCAUCAACAGCUCGCACGCAAUUCUCGCCGUCGACUACAACUCCUCCGCCUCCGCCGUCGUCUCCGCCAUCUCCCGCGCUCUCGCCGACCAAACCUCCGUCGCGGUUGUCGACAACGAGGGAGAUGAUUCACUGAUGUACCUGAUCGGAGAAAUCUCUCCGAUGACACUGACUUGCUGCGACGAGACAGCUGCGGCGGCGGUGGCGACGCUCUCCGCCGGGUACUUGAUGGAGUACUUAGACGGUGUGAAUCCGCCGGAGAGCCUCGUCCAGGAAGUGAGAGAGCGUCUGGAGAGCAAGGGACAGAUUGGUUUGCUCUCGCUUUUGGAUACUCUCUCGCUCUCGUCGUCGCCGACGUCGGGGUACUCGUCGGAUGAAGAGUCUCCGGCGAGGUCGUUGGGGAGGUCGAUGAGUAUAUCGACGAGAAUGGCGAGGAAGGCGGAGGCGGUAGUGUGUAAUCCUAAGAGCUCGUUGAUGGCGGUGAUGAUUCAGGCGAUUACUCACCGUACGAAUUACACGUGGGUGAUUGACAAAGAUGGCUGUUUUGUUGGCAUGGUUACUUUUGUUGAUAUCUUAAAAGUUUUUAGGAAAUUUUUGUAGAUAUCCUUUUUUUUUUUGUCAAUUACUAAAACCCAGCAAAAAAACAAUAAAAUGUGUUGUUAAGGGUUUUUUUUGGUUGUGUGUGUUGUGGAUGAGCCGGUUGGAGUUUGCUAUUAAUUAAAAAGGAACAAAAUUAUUUUCGUUUGUUUAAAUA
Molecule: messenger RNA, 2022 nt
Organism: Brassica rapa (field mustard)
Lineage: Eukaryota; Viridiplantae; Streptophyta; Magnoliopsida; Brassicales; Brassicaceae
Product: CBS domain-containing protein CBSX5
Cellular component (GO): nucleus; cytoplasm
Source: RefSeq, a predicted model, not a curated record